AAAUGGACGACUUGCGAAUUGAGUACGACGCUCCGAACGAUGUAUACUUCCCAGGACAGGCUGUCACCGGAAAAGUAAUCAUACAGAAUCGUGAAUGGAUCAAAGCGAGGUUUCUGAAAAUUUGCAUUCACGGAGGUGCACAUACGCAUUGGAGUGAAAGUCGCAGCACAUAUAGGACAAACACACGUGGAGAAAGGGAACGAUUCACGGAGAAUGUGAACUAUAACGCGACUAUCAACUAUUUGACCGGAGAAUCGAUUGCAUGGCAGUCGAGAGAUGGAACUGACCGUCUUCCAGCUGGCACCAAUGUCUUCCCAUUUGCUUUUAACCUCCCCAUCAAUUGUGCGCCAAGUUUUGAAGGCUGUCACGGACAUAUUCGAUACGAUGUCCACGUGGAAUUAGACAGACCAUGGAAGUUUAAUAAAAAGUCGAGGAAAUGCUUUUCGGUGAUUCCGGUGUUCGAUUUGAACAUAACUCCAACUGCAAUAAACCCGAUGGUGAAUACUGCAUCGAAGAAUACUGGACUGAUACUCAAAAAGGGAUUAGUUACAAUUACGGUAAACCUCCCAAAACGCGGCUACGUCGCCGGAGAAAUCAUGCCAAUCACCGUAAACAUCGAUAACGGCUCAAAGGUUGCCGUCUCAGAAGUUAGCGCAAAAAUGACACAGCUCUCGCAUUUCCACGCAAGUCACGGCAACAUGAUCGGCGUCACAGCCCAUACUCAUAAUCGUAACGACGAAAAGUUGGUUGCCGAAUCGAGAAGAGUAGCUGAUGUUCCAGCGAAAUCCCGUGGGCAAAUGGUUCUUUCGAUGAAGAUUCCAGCGAUUGUUCCGUCUUUUAAUUGUCCGAUUAUCGCCGUGGAUUAUUGUCUAACCGUUAAAGUUUCAACUCAACAGAUUUUCGGAGGUGGCUUGAAAUGUGAAUUCCCAUUGAUCAUUGGAACAAUCCCAAUUCGACAGAUGAAUCAAGCAGCUCCUGGAGCAAUGCCAACUAUGCCAUCGGUCUCCGCUCCUCCAUAUCCUGUAGUCGCCGGAGCAUCUGCGUCUCAAGCAGUCUACCCGACUGCUCCAUCGGCCCCGCCAGCGUCUCCCGGAGGAGAAGCUCCUCCAAGCUAUGAAGAGUCUGUACACGGAGCUGGGAAAGUUGAGGAUGCAGAGGCCUUCGCUCCUCGCUACCCAGUCUACAACAACUUGCCACAACAGCAAAAUUCUCAACUUCCACCAGAAUACGCACCUCCACUGCCAGCAAAAAGUGGAUUUUAAUUUAUUUUAAAUCGGUGGCCGAAUUUACUGGUUUUUCUCGGCCAUGUUCCGCAGUUUUGUUCCGACUUUUCAGAUGAUAAUAAAAAAACGCUC
Messenger RNA from Caenorhabditis elegans, 1355 nucleotides. It is a transcript of the gene arrd-7, whose product is annotated as Arrestin C-terminal-like domain-containing protein. The transcript has 7 exons. Lineage: Eukaryota; Metazoa; Nematoda; Chromadorea; Rhabditida; Rhabditidae. Bases 3 to 1262 code for a protein of 419 amino acids. The record is from RefSeq and is marked reviewed.